AUGGAAAAUAAAUGCGGAUAUGUCAUUUCUCUAGAGUCAAAUACUAUUAUAUCAGGAGUAGUAUUGCGUGAUGCUAUUCAUGUUGCUUUAUAUAAGCUACUCAGCAGUCCUUCUAUUUAUCUAUCCUAUAAACGUAAAGAAAUUACUAAAUCUAAAGCAAAGCAGUGCAAUAAAGAAAUGUCCAUAAAGGUAAGCAGCAACUAUGCGCUUUAA
Blepharisma stoltei is the source of this 213-nucleotide messenger RNA. NCBI's taxonomy places the organism in Eukaryota, Ciliophora, Heterotrichea, Heterotrichida, Blepharismidae. The record is from the annotation of a GenBank genome assembly.